AUGAGUUCAAUUGUUAGAACAGCUUUAGUUACAGGUGCUGCACAAGGUAUUGGGAAAUCAAUUGCUUUACAAUUAGCUAAAGAUGGUUAUCAAGUUGCUAUAACAGAUCUACCAUUCCAAGGUGCAAAAGCUGAAGAAACUGUUGAAGAAAUUGAAAAAUUAGGUUCAAAAUCUUUAUUUAUUCCAACAGAUUCAAGUAAAAGAUCUGAAUUAUUUGAUGCAGUUGAAAAGGCACAUAAAGAAUUAGGUUCUUUUAAUACAAUUGUUAAUAAUGCAGGUAUUGCACAAAUUUCACCAGUUGUUGAUAUUAGACCUGAAGAUCUUUCUAAAAUUAGUGAUGUUAAUAUUGGUGGUACUAUAUGGGGGAUUCAAGCUGCUGUUAAAAAAUUUGAAGAAUUAAAACAACCAGGUAAAAUUAUAAAUGCAGGUUCAAUUGCUUCACAUCAAGGAUUUGGUGCUUUAGGUUUAUAUUCAGCUUCAAAAUUUGCAGUUAAAGGUAUUACACAAUCUGCUGCAAAAGAAUUAGCAUCAAGAAAAAUCACAGUUAAUGCAUAUUGUCCUGGUAUUGUAUUAACACCAAUGUGGGAUUUAAUUGAUGAAAAAAUGGGUUCAUAUACAGGUACACCAAAAGGUGAAACUUUAAAACAAUAUAUUGAAGGUAUUGCAUUAGGUAGAGGUGCAACUCCACAAGAUGUUGCAAAUUUAGUUAGUUUCUUAGCUAGUGAAAAAAGUGAUUAUAUUACUGGUCAAUCAUUCUUAGUUGAUGGUGGAUUAGUUUAUAAUUGA
Molecule: messenger RNA, 786 nt
Organism: Hansenula ciferrii
Lineage: Eukaryota; Fungi; Ascomycota; Saccharomycetes; Phaffomycetales; Wickerhamomycetaceae
Product: 3-oxoacyl-[acyl-carrier-protein] reductase
Exons: 1
Coding region: 1-786 (261 amino acids)
Biological process (GO): acetoin catabolic process
Molecular function (GO): acetoin dehydrogenase (NAD+) activity
Source: RefSeq, a predicted model, not a curated record